GGCCCGGGCUCUCGGCGGCCAUGGAGCAGCUCCCGGGUGGCCGGCGGCCCCGCCGGCUGGUUUCCUCGCUGGGGCUGGGGCAGCGCUCCUGGGAGGUCACCUUAGACGAGGAGCGGGGGCGGCUGGCCUGGCGUGACCCCCGCCCGCCGCGCCGCGGCGGCGAAAACUGUUUUGUACCAACCUCCGAGAUCAUUGCUGUAGAAGAAACGGAACUUAACAAGAAACAGCAUAAUACUGGCAAGUGGCAAAAAAUGGCAAAGCCACAUGCUUUCACAGUGUAUUAUGUGAAGAAAGCCCGAAAUCACCGCUGGCGGUGCAGUGAUGUGACGUUUUGGUGUGUUGAUGAGCGCUUGUGUAAUCAGUGGAUACAGGCACUGAAAGAAUUACUUGAAAUGCAGAAGUCUAGACCAAAGCAGUUGCUUGUGUAUAUUAAUCCCUAUGGAGGAAAACGACAAGGGAAGAGGAUUUAUGAACAGAAAGUUGCUCCACUCUUCAGUCUGGCUUCUAUCUCUACUGAUGUUGUUAUAACUGAACAUGCUAACCAUGCUAAGGACAACUUAUUUGAAGUUAAUAUUAAUAAAUAUGAUGGUGUUGUUUGUGUUGGUGGGGACGGCAUGUUCAGUGAAGUGAUGCAUGGUCUCAUUGGAAGAAUGCAGAAGGACUCUGGCAUAGACCAAAAUAAUCCCAAAGCACCGUUAGUCCAGUGCAAUAUAAGGAUUGGCAUAAUUCCUGCUGGAUCAACAGAUUGCAUAUGCUAUUCAACUGUUGGCAUUUCUGACCCAGUAACAUCAGCUCUUCAUAUUAUUGUAGGUGACUGUCAGCCUCUGGAUGUCUCUUCUGUACAUCAUAACAACACAUUUUUGAAGUACUCUGUAUCAUUGCUGGGUUAUGGUUUUUAUGGAGAUAUAUUAAAAGAUAGUGAAAAGAAGCGGUGGAUGGGUCCGAUGAGAUAUGACUACUCAGGUUUCAAGACUUUCCUUUCUCAUCAUUACUAUGAAGGAACAAUUUCUUUUCAACCAGCAAAACACACACCGGGAUCUCCACGAGAUAAAGAUAGCUGCAGAACAGGAUGUUACAUUUGCAAGAAAAGUGAGCAACAGCUGGCAGAACAGCACAAGGAAUGUGGAUUAAAACAUGCAGAAGAUGAAGAAGAAUGGAAGGUUAUUAAAGGGAAAUUUCUAGCCAUCAAUGCAGUAAAUAUGAGCUGUGCCUGUCCACGAAGUCCAAAAGGUCUUUCACCAGCAGCUCAUUUGGCAGAUGGUUCAGCUGACCUCAUUCUAGUUCGUAAAUGCUCCAGAUUUGAUUUUCUACGGUAUCUUGUCAGACAUACAAACCAAGAUGAUCAGUUUGACUUCUCAUUUGUAGAUGUUUAUCGGGUGAAGAGUUUUCAAUUUACAUCAAAGCUUUCAGAAGACAACGAAAGCAAUGUCACGGACAUAGGAAAGAAACGUUUUGGCCAGUUCUGCAGAGAUCAUCCAGCCUGUUGCUGUAAUAUUGCUAAUAGCACCUGGAAUUGUGAUGGAGAAACUCUGGACAGUUCAGCAAUUGAAGUGAGGGUUCACUGCCAGUUAAUGAAACUAUUUGCAAGGGGAAUCGAGAAAAACUGUAAAGAUGAAGCUGCCUACAGCCAGAGUAGCAUUGAACAGUUACUAUAGACAUUGUUCCUCCAAUGGGGAGAAGAAAAAAUAAAAGCUCAAGGAAAUUGAGUAAAUAUGCAUUUUAGUCAAAUUGACAAGUAUUUUAAAAUUUUAGUGGGGUUUUUUUUGAGGCUUCAGUAUAAUUUUAGACAUCUUAUUGCAUUGUGUCAUAUUUUAAAAAACACUGUAAUCAUUAAAAUAUAUCUCAGAGCAAUGUAAUCUAAGUUAUGUUAGAAAAGAGAGGAUUGGCGUGUAUAUAUGUAUUCAUGAUAACUGAUAAAUUCUCUGUGCUUUUCUAGAGAGCUGAUUUAGCAGUUGUGUUGCAAUAAUAUCUAAAUGUUAUAAAACAUUGGACUUUCCAUUGUAAUCAAACCAAGAUACCAAGACAAGAUAUUUUCAGUGUCUGAGAAGACGUUUUCUGCUGGGAGUGUUAUGUAGUUGCAUGUGGCUUAAAUGCUGGACAACAGUGUUGUCAUCCGCAUCUUUUUUGUAGUGAAAUCUUUCAUUUUGUAAUUCUGACUAUACCUUGCAACUUAUCAAUGCAAUUCAAACACACAUUCCUGGCUUUAAGUAAUAACAAUAAGGGUUUAGAAAUACUUUGAAAAAUAAAAGCACAUCUGUAUACAAAUCAUACCUUAUCCUAUAUAUUCUAUUUAUAAAGGCUUCCUUGCAUGAUGCUUUUUGGGAUUAUAAAGGGUUUUAUAACUGUUUGGAUGAUACCAAAUACCACACUGCAACUGAAAUGUCUUGCAAGCAACUCGCAGGGAUACUUAUAUAAUACCAGGAAGGCACAGGCAAAGGAAAAUAUAAAUAUUUGCUGAAACACCAGCAAGUUUUAAUUUUUUAAAAAUAUCUAAAAUUAACAUAUGAAAAGCUUCCCUCUUCAGUACACAAUUCUUUGGAGAUUCUACUACAUACGUUAAAAUGUAUUUGCAAAAUAAGAUGUUGGAAUGUUAAGUUUAAAAAUAUGAUUUGAUGAUUGAAAGUUUUUUAAAUGAUGUUUAUUUAACUAUGAAACAAAAUAAUUUGUUUUGUGAAGUCAAGGGAAGAAACUGGCAUCUGAUAAAUCAUGAAUUCACUGUGCUGAUUUGUUUUUAUAGCAAAAAACAUUAGACUAUCAUAUAUAGCUAUGGAGUGAUUAUUUAAGUUGUGUAUGGAUUUGUGUAUUGUGGCACAUAUGUGUUCUGUGUUUAGGUUUGGGGCUAAAUUUUGCUGCUCUUAUACAGAUUUAUUCCUGUUUUGAGGAUCAGAAGUUAGCCCCUGCUCUCUUCUGUCUUUUCUUAAGUGUGUAGUUCUCUAUACAACUUAUUGCAUCUGAGGUUUUUUUGCAUCUGAACAGCUAAUGAUUUUCUAUUCAUGUAUCUUUAUUGGCACUUCUGUCAUUCAGCUUGUGUUAGUUUCAUAUGUCUCAUGUACUUGGUCUGUGUAAGCCAUGGUGAUUGGUCAUUUUAUUACUGAAGCACUUGAAAGUUGUUAUAAAUGGCAGAUUUUUUUCUGUUGAAGUUACUUACAUUCCAGUUUUGUGUAAUAUCAAAAUGGUGUGCUAUAUCUUUGCUACAAAGUAUUAUUCAUACUGCUCUAUAUGACAAAAAGCACUUGCAAAUGAUAUUUGCUUAAAGUAUAGUCAUACAAAGUUUAGGAUCUGUUUUGUGUUAUGUAGUAUUUCAGGGAAAUACUUGAAUACUUUUCCAAAAGUACUGCUGUUUACUUUCCUUAUUAAUGCAAUGAGUUGAAAUGUUGAUUGAUCCAAUGUUUUUCAGACAUUUGUAACACACGUGUUAUGUAUACUGUAUUUCUAAAGCCAUGUUUAAUAAGUGGAUUACUACUUUUGAACUAAGAACCCCAUUGAAAAUGAGAUUAUGCAGUUCUACAAAUGCAAAUAUUUUUUGAAAGUGUCGUUUGUUUAAAAAGUUCUACAGUUGUUGUGGCCUAUCCAUGAAUAUUGUGAGAGAACCCAGACUUGAAGUGACUGUAAUUCUUGUGCAGGAUAUGAUGGUGCACACUCAGCUUACCAACAGAUGAGGGCAUUUAUGAGGCAUUGCAGCUAUCCAGAUCGUGUUCUCAUAAAUGAGAACAGGAGUAAAUACUAACCAGCUCUUUCCAUUAGUUUACUAGCAAGUCAUGAGACCCUUACUUGAAAAAUGGAGGCUUAAUCUCAUUGUGAAUGUAUAUUGAAAUGCUUUGAAUAUUUUUGAUAUCUGAAACUGAGUGCUUGGUGUUUCCAAAGAAAGUGACAGUAAAGGCCCCCUUUCUGAGAAACAAGCAAUCAGAAAAGGAGAAAAGAUCAUUCUGUAGUAUGGUAAUGAACUGUGAAGUAAAUAAUAAAGGUGUUGCAACAUAAUAAAAUGAAAAGGUCUUAGGUAAUAGAAAAGCUGCAUAGUUGCAUUUGAAUAAUUCUAUUUGUAGCGUAUUAUACUAGCAAAGCACCAUAUGCGAGUUGUAUGACAUGUCCAGUUUAUUUUUGCGAGCUGUGUAAGUAAUGUCUGCUUACAUUUUAAUUCUAGGUGUUUUUUCUCUGAAUGUAGUCUCAGUAUGGAAAUCAUGUAUGGGAAAACCAAGUUUGAUUUUUCUUUUUUCCCAAUCUUGCUGGCUUCAAGAUUAGAAAAUGUGUUGUUUUAUGACGUUAGGGCAUUUCAUUGAAAAAAUAAAAUUACAUAGUA
This is a messenger RNA of Gymnogyps californianus (California condor), 4297 nucleotides long. It is a transcript of the gene CERK, whose product is annotated as ceramide kinase. Gene Ontology annotation, molecular function: kinase activity. NCBI's taxonomy places the organism in Eukaryota, Metazoa, Chordata, Aves, Accipitriformes, Cathartidae. The transcript is spliced from 13 exons. The record is from RefSeq and is a predicted model, not a curated record. The coding region runs from base 21 to 1655 and encodes 544 amino acids.